This is a messenger RNA of Leptosomus discolor (cuckoo roller), 815 nucleotides long. NCBI's taxonomy places the organism in Eukaryota, Metazoa, Chordata, Aves, Leptosomiformes, Leptosomidae. The record is from RefSeq and is a predicted model, not a curated record.
AGAACAGCCUGCCCGACAUCGUGAUCUGGAUGCUGCAGGGCGACAAGCGCGUGGCGUACGCCCGCGUGCCGGCCCACGAGGUCCUCUUCUCCAGGAGCAUCUCCGGCUGCUGCGGCAAGAACUGCGGGAAGCUGCAGACCGUCUUCCUGAAGUACCCCCAGGAGGAGGCGACAGGUCCGAGGAUCCCAGCCCAGAUCCGCGUCCAGCUCUGGUUCGGGCUGUCGGUCGAUGAGAAGGAGUUUAACCAGUACGCCGAGGGGAAGCUCUCCGUCUUUGCUGAAACGUAUGAGAACCAGACCAAGCUGGCGCUGGUGGGGAACUGGGGGACAACUGGCCUGACCUACCCCAAAUACUCAGAUGUCACCGGCAAGAUCAAGCUGCCCAAGGACAGCUUCCGCCCCUCCACGGGCUGGACCUGGGCUGGGGACUGGUUCAUCUGCCCGGAGAAGACGUUGCUGCACGACGUGGAUGCCGGGCACCUGAGCUUUGUGGAGGAGGUGUUUGAGAACCAGGUCCGGCUGCCCGGAGGCCAGUGGAUCCACAUGACUGAUGCCUACACCGACGUGAAUGGGGAGAAGGUCCUGCACAAGGAUGAGAUUGAGUGUCCUCCGGGCUGGAAGUGGGAAGAUGUGGAGUGGGACACAGACCUCAACAGAGCUGUGGAUGAGAAAGGCUGGGAGUACGGCAUCACCAUCCCACCCGACCGCAAGCCCAAGGCCUGGGUGCCGGCCGAGAAGAUGUACCACACCAACCGGCGACGGCGCUGGGUGCGGCUUCGCCGGAGGGACCUGGCGCAGAUGGAGGCCAUGAGGAAG